GCUCUCUUCCGCAUCAACACUCUCCCACCACAACCAGCCCCGCAUCACAAUGUCCAAGCCUACCCUUUACGAGUUUAGCGGCUCUGCCUGGUGCCAGGUCCCCAAGUUGGCGGUCGAGGAGCUUGGGCUGCAGAAUGUCGUCGAGUACAAGAGCGUCAACCUUGCCGAGGGUGCCAACUUCAACCCCGAGUUCCUCAAGGUGAACCCUCACGGCACCGUGCCCACGCUCGUCAUUGAGGACGGCAACACGCCCAAGAAGUACACCGACUCAACCAACGCUACCCGCGAGAUCCUCAAGCUCGCGCCCAACGCCCCCAAGACCAACACGCACACGGACCACGAGCUUGACAAGCUUAUCCGCGAGGUGCACUCGGAGGAGCACGACCCGAACGUUCUCCUCCUUCUGGCCGUCAACGACGAGGACCGCGCGGCGAAAGCGCAGGGCCUUCCCGCCGCCUUCCUCGGCGGCCGCCAGAAGGCGCUGGACCAGUACGCGCCCGCGGGCGGCGAGUUCGCCUCCUUCCUGCAGGAGAAGCAAAAGGGGAACGGCGCCCUGCUGUCCUUCUACACCGGCAAUCCGGACGAGGCCGUGCGCCAGAAGAUGUACGCCGACGCUGCGGCGCAGUGGAAGAGCGCGGGCAACCUCAUCCGCGGCGAGAUCACGCACAUCCUCCGCAAGACUCCCGGCUCCUUCCUCGGCGGCUCGGACGCGCCAGGCGAGGCCGACUUCCACCUCAUCACGUGGCUUGCACGCAUCAUUACGGACGCGGGCGGCAAGCCGGGCUCUGUGUCCGGCGAGGCGUUCGCUGCGCUCCAGCAGCGCAUUGGCAGCGAGCCGAUCGACCCCGUCGUCGCUGGAUACUGGGACACGUGGACGCAGCGCCCCUCGUUUAAGAAGCUCGGUGUGCACUAGUUGAAAAAUCAACAGGAAGCCAGAUUCGUGGCCGAACUAGGGACGGCUUGUAGAAAAGACGCAAUGGCGGAGUGCGCCGCAUGCAGGAUACCUCAGCGCAGCCCACCACUCACAUUGCAGACCGCUCCCAACGCUGAGCCCCCUGAUAGAUAUGCCUGACUCUGACCAUGAUGAUUGCCUUUGCCUCG
Cutaneotrichosporon oleaginosum is the source of this 1101-nucleotide messenger RNA. NCBI's taxonomy places the organism in Eukaryota, Fungi, Basidiomycota, Tremellomycetes, Trichosporonales, Trichosporonaceae. The record is from RefSeq and is a predicted model, not a curated record.